AUGAUGUUAUCCACCCUCCGCGCGAGCCUCCUGCUUCUACUGAGCCAGCAGCUGCUCGGCUCAGGCAUCGCAUCCGCCGCCGCCGCCGCUGAGCAGCAUGUCCUCAAGCCGCCUCCCCAGCGACACCAGCACGCCGUCGACCCGGCGAUCCUCCGCGCCCUCGAAGCGCACGCCGACCCUGUCGACGCGCUGCUCUCCCUGCGACCGAGCCUGGCGGCGGAAAUGGCCGAGCCGCGCCUCCUGCACGUCUCGGGCGAUGCGGCGCCGCGCUGGAUGACCGAGGGCGACAAGCUGCGCCUGCGCCGCCAGCGCCGCAAGUUUGCCGACGUGACGGACCAUGAGGACGUCUACUACGCGAUGAGAGCGGAGGGAGGGACAGGCGCCCUGGCGGACAAGGCUCAUCUCCCUGAGCUGGUGAACCAGCGCCUCGUCAAGCCGCUCAUCGAGCAGGUCUCGAUCGCGGAGAUGCGCAGCAACUUGGAGCACCUGACGAGCUACUACACGCGGUACUUUGGCAGCACGACGGGCGAGCAGAGCGCGCAAUGGAUCCACGGCCAGGUCGCCGAGAUCAUCCGCACCGCGCCCUUCCACACGCACAUCUCGCUCGAGUACUUCCCGCACCGCUUCCCGCAGCCGAGCGUCAUCGCGCGCUUCGAGCCCAAGGCGCGCAACGCCUCGCUGCCGCUGACCGUCGUCGGCGCGCACCAGGACUCCAUGAACUACCUGUUCCCGCUGCUGCCGGCCCCGGGCGCCGACGACGACGGCUCCGGCACCGUCGCCAUCCUCGAGGCCCUGCGCGUGCUCGCCCGCAGCGGGUACACGCCGCGCGGGGGGCCCGUCGAGUUCCACUGGUACGCGGCCGAGGAGGGCGGCAACCUGGGGAGUCAGGCCGUGGCGCGGUACAAGAGGGAGUCGGGGGCGCGCAUCGGCGCCAUGCUCGAGUUUGACAUGGUUGCGUUCAUCGCGCGCAACUCGACCGAGUCCAUCGGCCUGGUCGAGACCAUGGCCGACGGCCCGCUGACCAACUGGACGCUGAACCUGGCCCGCGAGUAUACCUCUCUGCCGGCCAGGGCAUACAAGCUGCCUGCCAACGCCGGCUCCGACUACAUGUCCUUCACCAACUUUGGCUACCCGGCGGCCUUUGCCACCGAGGGCAACCCCAUGGCGGGCGGCGGCCUGCCGGGCGACUACGACCCGUACGUGCACGGCGUGCGGGACACGCUCGACGUCGACGACGAGACGGGCGUCUUUUCGUUUGAGCACAUGGCUCGGUUCGCGGGGCUCGCCAUCGCGUUUUCCGUCGAGCAGGCUGGGUGGGAUAACACGUGGAGGUGA
Molecule: messenger RNA, 1335 nt
Organism: Purpureocillium lilacinum
Lineage: Eukaryota; Fungi; Ascomycota; Sordariomycetes; Hypocreales; Ophiocordycipitaceae
Biological process (GO): proteolysis
Molecular function (GO): metalloexopeptidase activity
Source: RefSeq, a predicted model, not a curated record